UCGCAUAUUUUUAUUGCGAAAACGCAAUCGUUCCGUCUAGUUUACGAAUUUAGAGAAGUUCAAAGAUGUCUGAACGUAAAGUUUUGAACAAAUACUAUCCACCAGAUUUUGAUCCUUCAAAGAUCCCCAAGUUGAAACUUCCCAGGAAUAGACAGUAUAGCAUCCGUAUUAUGGCUCCAUUUAACAUGAGAUGCAGUACCUGUGGAGAAUACAUCUACAAAGGAAAGAAGUUUAACUCAAGGAAAGAGACUGUGGAAGAUGAAGAUUACCUUGGCCUGAGGAUCUUCAGAUUUUAUAUCAAGUGUCCUCGGUGUGUAGCUGAAAUAGCCUUCAAAACGGAUCCCCAGAAUACUGACUAUUCUUUGGAAGAUGGUGCCACAAGGAAUUUCGAGGCUGCUAAAACUGCCGAGAAGUUGGCCAGACAAGAACAGCAGGCAAUUGAAGACGAAGAGGCGAAUAACCCUAUGAAAGUCUUAGAAAAUCGUACCAAGGCAUCAAGGAAUGAGAUGGAGAUGAUCGAAAACCUGGAAGAAUUGCGUGAUCUGAAUUCACGCCACGCCAAACUCGAUCAUGAGCAGAUAAUCAAGAUGCAUCAGGUUUAUGACGAGCAGUUGAAGCUUUUGCAGGAGGAAGAAGAUGAGAGUUUUAUCAAGAAAGUCUUUGGGAAGGAUGGAGCAGUGAAACGAUUGGCUGAUUCAGACAGCGAUGAUGAGGAAUCUAAACCCUCACAACCCAAGUUGAUGAAAACAGAGAAGCCAACAGAUAUUUUAACACUGGACAUCAAGCCAAGCCAGAGUACAAGUAAACCCACGUGGCAAAAACCUCCAGGAAUCGGAUCAUCGAUAAAAAUCAACUUGAAAGGAUUAGUCAAACGAAAAGCUCCCAGCACUGAGGCAUCAGGUCUAGAUUCAAAAUCGAGUGCAGUUAGUGCACCUGUAAAUGAAUUACCAUCAAAUGACAAUGCUGCAAAGGACACUGACAAUAAAGUGUGUGUAACUUCGGAGGCUUCAGAUCCUGGAAAGGACACUAGUACGAAGAGUGAUGAUUUUAAGCCUGCAGCUACAGAAGAUAAGGACAGUGUACUGAAAUCCAAACCUGUUGCAUCUGGUCUUUCACUUUUGGGCAACUAUUCAGAUUCAAGUGACGCGUCUGAGUCUGACUGAGGUCACAAACUGAACACUUGAUUUUAAUCAACCUUUCUGACUGUCAUUCACAGCUGGCAGUAUCAAAGUGUAGCUGCACAGGAAUCCUACUCCUAUCAGACCUCAUGUCUCGGACAUAAGCACAUGCUGGCAGUAUCAAAGUGUAGCUGCACAGGAAUCCUACUCCUAUCAGACCACAUGU
Messenger RNA from Lineus longissimus, 1344 nucleotides. RefSeq names its product splicing factor YJU2-like. Bases 66 to 1163 code for a protein of 365 amino acids. Gene Ontology annotation, cellular component: U2-type catalytic step 1 spliceosome. Gene Ontology annotation, biological process: mRNA splicing, via spliceosome. The transcript has 7 exons. Lineage: Eukaryota; Metazoa; Nemertea; Pilidiophora; Heteronemertea; Lineidae. The record is from RefSeq and is a predicted model, not a curated record.